AUGGCCGCGACUCCAUACGUCUGGACCACCAGAUGCAUACCCGCCUUCAGCAUCUGCCUCGUCGCCGUCCUACUCGUCUUCUCCUUCCUCAUCAACCCGUACGGCAAAGGCGAGGCAGGCAACCACCAUGGCGAAGCCACCAUCGCGCAGACCAUCCUCAGUGUUUACACCGUCCUCCUCCAUCUCCUCUCCAUCGUUUUCCCCGCCAGAGUGUGCCUGUCAAUGGCACACGUCCUCAAGAAGACGAGGGAGACACUUCAGGACCUGCCUAGUGGUCGGCGGCCGCGUGUCCAGAGCGUUCAAAAUGAGGAGAAGGCCGUGCAAGUUCCGGUGCCUCUGUUCGCAAUCAUCCUGCCAGCAUACAAGGAAGAGAUGGCAACGUUGGAAGAGACAUUACGGGUUCUGGCAUCACACACACAAGCUCGUCAAAGCUACCACGUGCGUCAAUCUGCCACUGAGAAAGCCAAUUCGGCUGGUUGUAAUGGUCUUGCCGCCUUGCAGUGCGUGCUAACGUACGUACCUAGGUCUACCUGGCCAUGGAGGAGAAGGAGGAGAAAGCAGCCUCCAAAGCUGCAGCCAUUUGCGGCACCUUCGAGAAGUCCUUCUACCGCAUGAGCUACACUGUACAUCCUUCCAACAUCCCGGGCGAGGCUCAAGGAAAGAGCAGCAAUGAGGCUUGGGCCGCGAGAGAGAUCAUGGAAGACUACCCGGAUGAGCUGACCAGGCAGAACACAAUCAUCACCACCAUGGACGGUACGUCUGCCACGAUGUCUUCUCUUGUUCGUUGGCUUACAUGUCUCUCCAGCCGAUACACAUUUGUCCUCUCGCUAUUUCUCUCAAAUCGCGCGCUUGCACACGGAACACGCCGAGACUAACGAGACGACAAUCUACGUGCCACCACUCGUCUUCGACAGGAAUUUACACCACGUGCCUCUUUUCGUCCGGACUGCUGAUCUCAUGUGGGCGGGAGCUGGAAUUUCCAGUCUGUAUGAAAGCUCCACUGUGUGCAUCCCGACAUCCGUCUACUCACUUCCUAUGACCUUGGUCGAGCACGUUGGUGGCUGGGACACCGGCCCUGGGGCGAUUGGCGAGGAUAUGCACAUGUACCUCAAGUGCUUCUUCGCUCUGUCUGGAAAUCUGACUGUCCAAAUGGUGUUUGCUGCUGCCAGCCAGUGCAACGUCAGCAGUGGCAGAUUGGGCCUCCUUGGCUGGUUUGAAGGGCUUCAAGCGCGGUACAAGCAGGCACUGAGACACAUGUGGGGUGCUCAGGACACUGGAUUCUCGAUUCGAGAAGCCGUCAAGAUGGUGAAGAGACAUCGCGUGGCUAGCAAAGGGCAGAAAGAUGUGCCUUUGAGCGCUUCCAAGUGAGUGUCGCAGACUUAUUUAAUGUUGUGAUUCAAUGCUGACUUGACGCAGUUCGAACUGGACCGCUUUCUACACCAGCACCGGACUACACAAAUCUCUCAUCCCCAAACUCGCAGAGAACGAGCACGCGCCACCGAAGCCGAUCCACAAGAUGAACGUGUUCACCCUCUUUCAACGAUUGUUCGAAGCACACUUUCUGCCAGUCCAUCUCGCAGUCAUCCUCACGACAUCCAGCAUCUACACGCUGUUCUACCCAAGCUUCCUGGUACCAUCCUUCCUCAAACUCGCUCUCGACAUCUCCGGCUUCUGCCGACUCAUCGGUUUCUGCACCAUGCUGUGCUUCUUCUACCUCUACGAGCGCUACCAUCGACUAUGCGUGGGCCUUCGGGAAGAGGAGAUGCGUAGAGCGGGCAUGCUAGAGGACAUGGAAGAGCACGAUGGCUUCACGCCAUACGUGUUCCAGUUUGCGGGACUUUUCGAGGCUGCAACCUUCCCGAUAGGAGGUUUCAUCUUCGGCGCGAUACCCGCUCUGCAGGCGGUGUUGAGCCAUUUGUUCACUGACCGUCUGACGUACGUUGUCAGCUUGAAGCCGCAGCUAGUUCUGAGGCCGUGGAGGGACGUGAGCCGGAUGACACCGUGA
Molecule: messenger RNA, 2005 nt
Organism: Lecanosticta acicola
Lineage: Eukaryota; Fungi; Ascomycota; Dothideomycetes; Mycosphaerellales; Mycosphaerellaceae
Source: the annotation of a GenBank genome assembly